GUUUUGACAACUUGCUUCAAUUUGACGUUUAAAAACACGUGCGUUGUUUACAAGUCAAGUUUCAUUUUUGUGAUUGUUACCUACAGCAAAUGUGAUAAUGGGUAAAGCGAAAAAGUUGAAGCCCUCGCAGAUGGGAGCAAAGAAGUCUCUUGAAGAGGACAUUGCUGCUGGACAAUCGGUGAAAGCGAAGAACAGGAAUAAAGUGCGCUCAAGAGAUGAGGAGGAUGAUGAGUAUGUCGAUGCUGGUCUGUCAAAGAAAAUCCUGUCUGCUGUCAGGGAGCAGCAGAGGGAAAUGGAAAACGAAUUUGUGCCUACUCCUGUUGAAGCUAUCGCACAAAAGAAAAAGGUGAAACUGGAUAUUUCAGAUGAUGACAAUUCUGAUUCUGAAGAGGAGACUGCUGAGCCUCCAGACACGUUUUACGAGGAUCUGGAGAUCAAUGAGGAUGACGAGAAGGCAAUGGAGUUGUUCAUGAGCGCAAAUCCGGCGCCGAGGAGGACUUUGGCUGAUAUCAUUAUGGAGAAAAUUACUGAAAAACACACAGAAUUGGAUACACACUUCACUGACGCGGGCUCGUUGCAAUUACAAGACUUAGACCCCAGGGUUAAACAGAUGUAUGAAGGUGUUAAAGAGGUGUUGCAGAAGUACAGGAGCGGAAAGAUACCGAAAGCGUUUAAACUUGUGCCCAAGCUGAGGAAUUGGGAACAAAUACUUUAUAUAACUGAUCCACCUACUUGGUCCGCUGCUGCAAUGUAUCAGUCUACAAGGAUAUUCGCUUCAAACUUGAAGGAGAAGAUGGCCCAAAGGUUUUACAAUUUGGUUUUACUGCCUCGUAUAAGAGACGAUUUGGCUGAGUAUAAGAGACUAAACUUUCACUUGUAUCAAGCGGUUAAAAAGUCUUUGUACAAACCGGGAGCGUUCAUGAAGGGCUUCCUUUUGCCACUCCUCGAGAGCGGAAAUUGUACGCUUCGCGAAGCUAUAAUCAUCGGUUCUAUCGUUGCCAAAAACUCUAUACCGAUUCUGCACUCAUCCGCAGCUAUUUUGAAGAUCGCCGAGAUGGAUUAUACCGGAGCAAAUUCGAUCUUCCUUAGGAUAUUUUUCGAUAAAAAGUACGCUCUGCCAUACAGGGUCGUGGAUGCGGUGGUUUUCCAUUUCUUGAGAUUCGAAAGAGAUACCAGAGAAUUGCCAGUGCUAUGGCAUCAAGCAUUCCUGACUUUUGUGCAAAGAUAUAAAGCGGAUAUCUCCAGCGAACAAAGAGAUGCUCUAUUGAAUCUCCUGAAGAAGCAGAACCAUCCGACUAUAACGAACGAGAUCAGACGCGAGCUGCAGCACGCCAAAUGUAGGGACGCUGAGACGGAACAACCAAAAAUGGAUUUCGUCUAACCUUAACAUAAAUUAUAAGUUUGUAUA
Messenger RNA from Nicrophorus vespilloides, 1408 nucleotides. RefSeq names its product bystin. Gene Ontology annotation, biological process: rRNA processing. Bases 98 to 1381 code for a protein of 427 amino acids. The transcript has 2 exons. Gene Ontology annotation, molecular function: snoRNA binding. The record is from RefSeq and is a predicted model, not a curated record. NCBI's taxonomy places the organism in Eukaryota, Metazoa, Arthropoda, Insecta, Coleoptera, Silphidae. Gene Ontology annotation, cellular component: preribosome, small subunit precursor; nucleolus; cytoplasm.